Messenger RNA from Penaeus monodon (black tiger shrimp), 785 nucleotides. RefSeq lists its product as uncharacterized. The record is from RefSeq and is a predicted model, not a curated record. Lineage: Eukaryota; Metazoa; Arthropoda; Malacostraca; Decapoda; Penaeidae.
ACAAUCUAUCACAGUGAGUGGCAGCUGAUCCACACGGCACUGGAGCCCAUGCUGGAAGAAUGGAAGGCAGGAAAUGCCAGAAUGAAAAGAGGGUACGGAACGAAAGGAGCUGAUAAUAAGAAAAAAGGAGGCCAAGCGAAGAGGCGUAACUCCGGAAACACCAAGAAGGAAAAUGGAGCAGGAGAUGGCAAGGGAGGAGGGAAGAGACGCCAUAUAAAGGCCAACUGCCCCGAGGCACUCUAUCUCUACACCCGCCUCGCUCCGGACUAUGACUGUAGAAAGAGGUAUUCUGGCUACACGUGCACGCAGGCGAUUGUCACCACCAUCCCAGAAAUCCUCAAGAAUGGGGGUUGUGAAGCUACAAGGAUCGUCGUGGGAUUUUCUAAGGUAAAUAAGACAUACAAAAUAGAGGCAUGUGAAGGUUACCAGUGCAUGAAGGAAAACAACGUAGAAGAGUAUCAUCUGGAGGAAGAUAUGGAAGAUACCUGCAGAGGUGUGAUUUUUUUGAAGCCCACUAAUUGCACCUACAUAAUAAAUAGGGCCUUGUCGUGAGGGAGAACUCGCGUGGCAUUCCUGUGCUGCAACAAGAAACUCAGUGGUCACGGCAAGGCAAGCGAUGCAAGAUGGAUUUUGAUCGGAAAGUGGACCCGGAAUGUGUCGGUCCGCAGGCUGUGUUGAUCAAGCUUGGGACUGGAUUUGAUCUUAUGGUUUCACUCAUAUUCUGUGCUGUUUCUUGCUGAAGAUAAAUUAAAGGUUGCUGAUUCUUUACUAGCAUUACAUUUAUA